AUGCAGCGUCAAGUUUAUUCAAACAAGGGAAAGCGACAACAACAGCAACAAGAACAACUUUCGAAACGCAGUCACGGUCGCAGUUUUUCAUUUAGCGUCUUCAUCGUCGUUUCAUCGAGAAUGAAGAUAGAAAAUGAGACUACAAGACACCACACCACUCCUUCCAAUCAUCGUCAUAAAUCAACUUUUGGUUUCGUACUCUUUGCUGUAUCGAGUCAUUACGACGCGGUUUCUGAUGCUGAAGAAAUCUUUGUAUUUAUCAUUUCAACAGAAAAACCGCAAGCAGCGAAGCCAAAGGCAAUUAUGAAUUUGGCGAGUGUAUUCAUGUGCGCCCAUGAAACGAAGUCCGAAAGCCAAGCUCGUAAGCAAUCUAAGAGCAGACAAAAGAGCAUUUGA
Messenger RNA from Clunio marinus, 396 nucleotides. NCBI's taxonomy places the organism in Eukaryota, Metazoa, Arthropoda, Insecta, Diptera, Chironomidae. The record is from the annotation of a GenBank genome assembly.